GGCGCGCGCGGCGCCGUGCGCGCGGGGCCGGCCGUUGAGUGUCGCUUCCUACUUUGUCUCUUCAUGAGGGCUUGGCGUGAGCUGCGGCGGUCCGUGUCCUCCGCCCUCUCCUCCGGCGAUGGGUCAGGCCCCGGCGGGAGGCCUCGGAGGCGGGCGUGGGAGGUGUCGUUGUCGCCGCUGGAGCGGGUGAGGCGGCUACUGCCGCCGGAGAGAGCGGCGGCGGUAGGGCGGUGCGCGGCCGCCCCUCCGGCUCCCCCUGAGGAGGAGGAGGAGGAGGAGGAGGAGGUGGCGGCCACCGCCCCUCAGGCGCCUUCUGAGGCGUCGGGAGCGUGUCCCGGCCCUUUCCGCGCCGGGGAGUUUGCUCUGGCGGAGAUGAAGAGGAAGCACAACACGGUGCUGAGACUGUUGUGCCGGUUGGCGGCGGGUUCGGUGCUGGCCAGCCCCGGCGGCCUUCUGCCCCACGGCAACAUCAUUGGGCAGCUGCCCGGGCAGGUGCUGCGCACGGCGGCCGGGGCGCGGCUGCUGCUGAGGCGGCCCUCGCUGGAGGACUACGUGCUGCUGAUGCCGCGGGGACCCGCUAUCGCCUACCCCAAGGAUGUAAGUGCGAUGUUAAUGAUGAUGGACGUCCACCCGGGAGACACCGUUCUGGAAACUGGCAGCGGGUCUGGUGCUAUGAGCUUGUUUCUGUCAAGAGCAGUUGGGCCCAAAGGACGUGUUAUAAGUUACGAAAUCAGAGAUGAUCAUCAUAAUUUAGCUAAGAAGAAUUACAGGCACUGGCGUGCUGCAUGGGAAAUCGGGCAUACGGAAGAGUGGCCGGAUAAUGUGGAUUUCAUUCUUAAAGACAUUUCAACAGCUGCUGCGGAUAUGAAAUCUAUAACACUUGAUGCAGUAGUUCUGGAUAUGCUUAACCCACAGUCCGCUCUUUCUGUUGUACACCCAAGUCUGAAACUGGGUGGUGCGUGCGCUGUGUAUUUAGCAAACAUCACACAGGUUAUUGACCUUUUAGACAGAAUACGGACCUGCAAGCUCCCGUUUUUGUGUGAGAGGAUUAUUGAGGUAACUUACAGGAAUUGGUUGGUACACCCUGCUAAAAUCAAGAACUGCAAAUCAAGCCAAAUGGUGGAAACUCAAGAAAAUAUCAAAGAACCAUCUCCAAAAGAAUACGGAGAAAUCCACAUUCAGGAUCAAGUAGUUCUUAACGGAAGUGAAUACAACGAAUCACUUCCUGACGAUGCUGAAACAUAUCGCUCGGUGCCUUAUGUGGCUAGACCAUCUUAUUGGCAGGAUGGUCAUUCAGCAUUCCUUACCAAGCUGAGAAAGUUCCGGCCACGGCUUUCUUGACCCUGCGGAGAUGUUAGCUGCUAAUUUGAGUAUUGUAUCAGAAUAAAAUAAAAUGUUACACAGUAGCUGCUA
Molecule: messenger RNA, 1413 nt
Organism: Phalacrocorax carbo (great cormorant)
Lineage: Eukaryota; Metazoa; Chordata; Aves; Suliformes; Phalacrocoracidae
Source: RefSeq, a predicted model, not a curated record